AUGGCGCCGCAAUGCUUAGUGCCCACAGUUAAACAUAGAAGUGAUUCCAUAGUGGUAUGGGGCUGCUUUUGUGGCAUCGAAGGCCAUGGCAUCGGAGAUUUGAUAAAAGUCGAUGAUAUCAUGAGGAAGGAGGAUUAUAAAAAUAUUCUCAUGGAGAUAAAUUUCGGCAUGGAGUUCGAAAAUUCGUUAAUUGCUGUGGCGGAGGCAGCAGAUUACAGUUUUACUACCGCCGCCGCUCCUGCUACCACCGUCGCUAAUUCCGUUGCCACCGCCGCCAAUCCCAUUAUUACUGCCUCCGCUCUUGCCUCCGAUCUUGCUGCCGCUCCUGCCGCCGCUCCUGCCACCGCCGCUGCCGUCACUCCUGCCGUCGCUCUCGCUGUCACUCUCAUCGAAAGUGCGAGCAAACAAACUGGAAUGGAGGUGAAAAUUGAUUGGUUGAUUAGAACAGUAAGGAAGAUAAAAGAUGAAGUAGCAUGUAAAAAUGAAAUUAAGACGAUGAUUGCAAAAAAUUCAUUCAUUCGGGAAGAGUUGAAAACUUUUAGGCGUAAAUUUGAAGAAGUGAAAAGGAAUAUGCAGGAGAAAAUCAAUGGAAUAUCAGGACAUGGAUUAGGAAGCUACAGUGCGGCAGUAAAAAAUAAGAAGAAAGAAAGCAUUUUAAUUAUCCAACCGUUAAAGGAACAAGAGAGUAAAACUACCAAGAAAUUAGUAAAAGAAAAAAUAGAUAUUAAGAAGAUGGAGGUAGGAAUAACAAAAUUGAGGAAAGGAAGUAAAGGUUCGGUCAUUCUGGGAUGUGAGAGCGAGGGAGAAAUGGAAAAACUGAAAGAUACAGUACGCGAGAAGCUAGGUGAAGACUUCAAGAUCAUAGAACUG
Pogonomyrmex barbatus (red harvester ant) is the source of this 870-nucleotide messenger RNA. RefSeq lists its product as uncharacterized. The record is from RefSeq and is a predicted model, not a curated record. NCBI's taxonomy places the organism in Eukaryota, Metazoa, Arthropoda, Insecta, Hymenoptera, Formicidae.